Messenger RNA from Linepithema humile (Argentine ant), 1204 nucleotides. RefSeq names its product probable enoyl-CoA hydratase. The record is from RefSeq and is a predicted model, not a curated record. Lineage: Eukaryota; Metazoa; Arthropoda; Insecta; Hymenoptera; Formicidae.
AUGUAUAUAUGUAGUGAGAGUGAAAAGUAGGGAGACGCGUGUUUACAUGCCGGUGUUGCAUGGAUUGUAAAGUUAUACAACAUAGCCAUUUGAAAAAAUUAAACAACAUCUUGUAUUUAAAAUAUAAAAUCUAUCGCUAGAGAAAUAUACAGUGUCAAAAAUGCAUUUUCUGAGAAAAUUGUCUGUUCCAUUCACUCGAACACUGAGAAAUAAUAUACGACGAACACUAACCUCACAAGAACCAGAUGUAAAUACGAAUGUCGACAAGAAUGCAGAAAAAACGAUAUUGGUGAAUCAAAUAGGUAGAGUGACUACAAUUGGUAUUAAUCGUCCAGAGAAAAGAAACUGUCUAAACGUUGCAACUGCACAAUUAUUGUCAGAAGUAUUGGACGAGUUUGAAAAUAAUGAAGAGACAUCAGUGGGAGUGUUGCAUGGAAUAGGAGGCAACUUUUGUGCUGGUUAUGAUCUGAAGGAAAUUGCAGACUAUGAUGGCGAGAGUGAAGAGAGCAUACCACAUUUUGGACCAUUGGCAAAUAGAACCGAAUUAUCCAAAAAGCCAUUGAUUGCAGCUUUGAGUGGAUAUACAGUUGGUAUAGGAUUCGAGCUCGCUCUGAUGUGCGACUUGAGAGUCGUAGAGGAGACAGCAAUGUUGGGCUUUUUAAACAGACGUUUCGGUGUCCCAAUUUUAUGUGGAGGUACUAUUCGUUUACCUGCCAUGAUUGGAUAUUCCAGAGCAAUGGAUCUUAUAUUAACAGGAAGAGCAAUUAACGCAGAGGAUGCAUUUAAUUGGGGAAUUGCAAAUAAAUAUACAUCCUAUGGCACAGCUCUGGGUACAGCAAUGAAUUUGGCUUCUUCUCUUAUAAAAUUCCCACAAAAGUGUUUGCUGGCAGAUCGCACUUCAAUGCACUUUGCCACAUUUUCAGCGAAGCAAAUAGACGAAUUAUUGCAGUUCGAGAAGGAUAACUCAACGCAUUUAAUAUUAGAGGAAGGUGUACCAGGUGCUAAAAAAUUUAUUGAUAAUGGAAUAGGAAAGCACGGGAAGUUUUAUGAUAUUACAAUUCAAGAUCAUGGUAUUAGGGAAUUAGAUGAAAAUUUACUCUAAGCAAUUUAGUUUAAAUAAAUGUACAUAAAAAUGUAUACGCCAUAUUAAUUUAAUUUAGCUCUCUGAAUGUCUUAUCGUCUAAUAAAUUUGUUAAUUUUUGUA